CCGCAGACAGCAAAGCCAUCGUGGACGGGAACCUGAAGCUGAUCCUGGGGCUGAUCUGGACGCUCAUCCUGCACUACUCCAUCUCCAUGCCCAUGUGGGACGAGGAGGAUGAGGAGGAGGCCAAGCGCCAGACGCCGAAGCAGCGGCUGCUGGGCUGGAUCCAGAACCGGCUGCCGCAGCUGCCCAUCACCAACUUCAGCAAGGACUGGCAGAGCGGGCGCGCCCUGGGGGCUCUGGUGGACAGCUGUGCCCCGGGGCUGUGUCCCGACUGGGACUCGUGGAACCCGAGCCGCCCCGUGGAGAACGCGCGCGAGGCCAUGCAGCAGGCCGAGGAGUGGCUGGGCAUCCCGCAGGUGAUCACGCCCGAGGAGAUCGUGGACCCCAACGUGGACGAGCACUCGGUCAUGACGUACCUGUCCCAGUUCCCCAAGGCCAAGCUCAAGCCGGGGGCGCCCCUGCGCCCCAAACUCAACCCCAAGAAGGCCCGGGCCUACGGGCCAGGGAUCGAGCCCACCGGGAACGUGGUGCAGCAGCGCGCCGAGUUCACGGUGGAGACGAUCAGCGCGGGGCAGGGGGAGGUGCUGGUCUACGUCGAGGACCCCGACGGGCACCGCGAGGAGGUCGGGGGGGGGUCCUGGGGCAUUUGCGUGGGCCCGGGCGCGGGCCCGGGUGAGGUGGGGGUCUCCAUCGUGGACCCCAGCGGGCGCCGCGGGACCCCCGAGGCGGUGCUGGAGGACCGUGGGUCUGGGGGCUUCCGCUGCUCCUACAAGCCGCAGAGCGAGGGGCUGCACCUGGUGCACGUCACCUUCGGGGGGGUCCCCAUCCCCCGCAGCCCCUUCAGCGUCACCGUGGGCCAGG
Messenger RNA from Passer montanus (Eurasian tree sparrow), 858 nucleotides. Its product is annotated as filamin-A-like. The record is from RefSeq and is a predicted model, not a curated record. The annotation marks the transcript as partial. The transcript is spliced from 6 exons. Lineage: Eukaryota; Metazoa; Chordata; Aves; Passeriformes; Passeridae. Gene Ontology annotation, biological process: actin cytoskeleton organization. Gene Ontology annotation, molecular function: actin filament binding.